This is a messenger RNA of Cyphellophora europaea CBS 101466, 237 nucleotides long. RefSeq lists its product as uncharacterized. The record is from RefSeq and is a predicted model, not a curated record. The transcript has a single exon. Gene Ontology annotation, molecular function: catalytic activity. Gene Ontology annotation, biological process: nucleoside metabolic process. Lineage: Eukaryota; Fungi; Ascomycota; Eurotiomycetes; Chaetothyriales; Cyphellophoraceae. The annotation marks the transcript as partial.
ACAAUGUCAAGCCUGACCGUUCAAGACUACCACAUCGGCUGGAUAUGCGCCCUGGAGGACGAAAUGGCUGCCGCGAUAGCGAUGCUGGAUGAAGAGCACUCGAUAAUUGCAGGACAAGACAAGCAGGAUUACAAUAGCUAUAUGCUGGGAAGAAUACAUCAACAUAACGUGGUGAUCGCGUACAUGCCAGCAGGAGUAAAUGGGGUGGUGUCAGUGGCGAUAGUAGUAAAGAACAUA